Molecule: messenger RNA, 3177 nt
Organism: Penicillium odoratum
Lineage: Eukaryota; Fungi; Ascomycota; Eurotiomycetes; Eurotiales; Aspergillaceae
Product: AMP-dependent synthetase/ligase
Exons: 4
Coding region: 1-3177 (1058 amino acids)
Source: RefSeq, a predicted model, not a curated record
AUGGGAAUCCAACGUGGAACAUCGGCUGAGGCAGCGACUUCUUCGCACAUCUCUGAUUCUCUAACAGAGAAAUUCGGUCAGCUUCAUGUGCUAGAUGAUCUAAUCCGCCUUCGUGCCGCAGAUGUUGUACAACACCCAAUUCUUGCAUACCCGAGCUCCGAUAGUGAUGCAGCGUCCUACAAUUAUUAUACUGGCCAACAGCUGGAUGAGAUGAUAGAUCAAGCUGUCACAAAAUUGAUGGAAGAAGGCUUUCGACCGCCCAAGAAGGACGGAUGUAUAGUAGCAUUGCUCGCAUUGUCUGAUCUAAGCAUGGUCAUUACUCUCUUUGCACUUAGUCGGUUGGGAUACACCGUCAUGAUCCUAUCGCCACGUUUAUCGGGAGACGCAUGUGUUUCUUUGCUCGAUACGGUCGGUUGCGAGAAUAUCAUUUAUGGCAAGACUGGCACUAUUCGCGCAACAAUGGGUGACAUCUUGCAAAGGAAGCUCAUGACAUGUCGCCCAAUUACUGCACUCACCGACACUAUUCCAAAGAGCCCAGGGGGCCUAGAGACUUCAUUGCUAGUUCUGCAUAGAAGACGGAGCUCCGAGGCUCAAAGAAGCAAAAUUGCCUUGAUACUCCACUCGUCCGGCUCUACUGGAAACCCCAAACCCAUGUUUCUCACACAUCGUGCACUGAUGACCCAUCCAUUGAAAGGGCCGGGCUUAACUUCAUUCAACCCGCUCCCUUGGUAUCACCUUCAUGGAAUCUCAACCGCAUUACAAGCGAUGUGGAUGAGGAAAACAGCUUUUAUGUGGAAUGCAGCCCUGCCACUCACAGCUGACUCUGUUGUCUGCGCUCUGCAAGAAGCUAAGCCCGAAUAUGUUGCCGCAGUUCCAUAUAUGCUGCAAGUAUUAGUGGAAAAUACUCAUGGUAUCGACGCACUGCGUAAAUGUAAGGUGGUUGGCUACGGUGGAGCGCCAUGUCCGGAUGAUCUUGGAGACCGUAUGGUGCGUGAAGGAGUUCAUUUUGGUGGUUCAUUUGGACUCACGGAAGCAGGGCUCGUCGCAGAGUCUAUGUCUCGACCGAAAAGCGACCCAUAUUGGAACUAUUUGAAAUUCUUUGAAAACCUUCAACCAUAUAUCUGGAUGAAGCCUCUUGGCGCUGAACUGUAUGAGUGUGUCUAUUUGGCUGGACACCCUGCAUUGACAACUUCAAACUCCAAUGAGCCAGCAGGAUCAUUCCAUUCCAAGGAUGUGUUUAUCCCUCACCCCACCCUGGCUGGGAGAUGGAAGUACGUCUCUAGGAUUGAUGAUCGUAUUACUCUCACCAAUGGAGAGAAGGUGUUACCAAUCCCGAUUGAAGGCUGCAUCAAACAACAUCCUCUCAUUCAUGAAGCAGUGGUUGUCGGAUUGGAGAAAGCAGCUCCAGGUCUUUUGGUUUUCCGAUCUCAGGAAGCGGAUGAUGCAGGUCUCUCGGAUGAUCGAUAUCUUGAUGAGAUUUGGCCUAGUAUUGAAUUUGCCAAUUCUCGCGCGGAACAAUUUUCUCAGAUCGCUAGAGAUAUGGUGGCAGUACUGCCAUCUGCCUCAUUUUUCCCUCGGACGGAUAAAGGGUCUAUGAUCCGAGCACAGGUUUAUUCGCAUUACGCUGAGCUUAUAGAGAGCAUCUACGCGGAAGGCCAAGAAGGAGGUAUUCGCCUUUCUCUUGAUGAAACCAUAUCUAUCAUAAUGAGCUUAUGUCAGACGGAUCUUGGUAUCGCACUUUCUGGUAUCGAGGGGAGCUUCUUCGUGGAAGGAGUUGAUAGUCUAAAGGCAAUCCAUCUCCGGCGCCUCAUCCUUCAGAACUUUGAUCUGCCCAAGGAGAGCCUGCCACCAAAUGUUGUAUAUGACACAGGAAGUGUUGCACAACUAGCAGCGUAUAUUCUUGCAGUCCAGAGUGGCGAGAAUAUUUCAAUUAUGGACGACGAAAUCAAGGUCCUAUCCAAACUAAUUCAGAAAUAUUCCACGUUCCAGAGACACAUCCCCACCAGCUCUCUAUCAAAAGCCAACAGUAUUAUUCUCACAGGGGCAACUGGAUCAAUCGGUGCUCACACCUUAUAUGAACUCCUUAACGACGAUUCCGUUGCUACGAUCUUCUGUCUAAGUCGCCGAACCGCUCCAUUCGAUGAAAUUCUCCACAGCCUCAUCGAAAAGCAGCUACAUAUCACACCAGACCAAGCAUCAAAAAUUGUCGCCCUGACCAGUUCCCUCGAUCAGCCCGAUUUCGGCCUCGACCAAAGACUCCUGACUCGCAUGCGUCAAUCCGUCACACAAAUUCUGCAUAUAGCCUGGCCGGUGAAUUUCAAUAUCCCUCUACGUCAAUUCGAACCCCAUCUCCGCGGUCUCUACAAUCUACUUCAAUUCUCGCUUUCCGUCGACCAGCCAGAGCCUGCAGUGGUUAUGUUCUGCUCUUCUGUUUCUGCUGCCCUCGGUACAGCAUAUACUGAGAUCCCAGAGGCCCCCAUUCAUCUGGACACAGCUCACCUGAGCACAGCGUCUAUGGGCUAUGGACAAUCCAAGCUAGCAGGAGAGCACAUCGUCAGUGCGGCACACCACUCAGGAGCGAGGGCGUACUCCCUCCGUAUCGGACAAGUGUCGGGCCACUCGAAGAAAGGAUUAUGGAAUGAUACUGAGGCACUACCGCUCAUGAUCCGAUCAGCUUUGACUCUGAAAGCGUUGCCCAGUCUCGAUGAGAGUUGUUCCUGGCUACCGGUUGAUAAACUCGCUGCUGCGAUUCUGGAGCUGGCGAGAUCGCGCGCGGGCUCGAGCGAGUCCGAGAUAAGUGAGACAUCCUGGCAGAUGGGCGAUGAUUCAGUUUACAAUUUGUGCAAUUCUCGGAAAUUUUCCUGGUCGGCGUUGUUAGAAUCUUUGGGCCGGAAUUUCCAAUUCGAUGUUGUGCCCUUUGAGGGGUGGUUGCGGUUGCUUCGGGAUAGUGAGAGUCGGGGUGAGGAGCAGAUUAAUCCGGCUGUGAAGCUGAUUGGGCAUUAUGAAGCUAUGCAUGGUCCUGACUCUGUUCUUGGUACUCCUGGUUCGAAAAGCUUUGUGGUGGAUAAGGCUGAGCGGGAUAGUCUUACGCUUCAGAAUGGUCGGUUGAGGAUUAUUGAAGAUGGAAUUCUAGACUGCUAUAUUCGGGACUGGAAGUCGCGAUGGAUGAGAUCGUGA